This is a messenger RNA of Arachis stenosperma, 1670 nucleotides long. RefSeq names its product ribose-phosphate pyrophosphokinase 1. Gene Ontology annotation, biological process: purine nucleotide biosynthetic process; ribonucleoside monophosphate biosynthetic process; 5-phosphoribose 1-diphosphate biosynthetic process. NCBI's taxonomy places the organism in Eukaryota, Viridiplantae, Streptophyta, Magnoliopsida, Fabales, Fabaceae. Gene Ontology annotation, cellular component: cytoplasm; ribose phosphate diphosphokinase complex. Gene Ontology annotation, molecular function: magnesium ion binding; ribose phosphate diphosphokinase activity. Bases 75 to 1280 code for a protein of 401 amino acids. The record is from RefSeq and is a predicted model, not a curated record. The transcript is spliced from 8 exons.
CCGAAAAUGUCCAUUGGAUUUUCCUUGAACUAAUCCGAAUUCACCGGUCACUGAAACACAGGCUUCGUGUCGCGAUGUCUACUCUACUCCACUCCCACUCUGCUUCUUCCUCCGCCUUCACUCUACCCUCGCCACGUCGUCGUUCCGCUCCAAUCAAUCCUCUCCCUCGAUUCUCUCGCCAAAACGCCAUCAGGUGCAAGCUCAUAGAGCCGUUGAAGUUCGAUAAUGGCAGAGCAACCAAUCAAACUGAGAUGCUUAUUGGCGGCAGCGGAACCGCCAUUCCGAGUUUUCUUGUAGCGCCCAACACGCGCGUGCAGGAUUUGGUCAACAAGAAUGAUACCCGUCUCAGAAUAUUCUCCGGUACUGCAAAUCCUGCUCUUGCUCAGGAAAUUGCGUGCUACUUGGGGCUGCAGCUGGGGAAAAUUAAGAUUAAGCGUUUUGCUGAUGGUGAGAUAUAUGUUCAGCUGCAAGAGAGUGUCAGAGGGUGUGAUGUGUUUCUUGUACAGCCCACAUGUCCACCCGCCAAUGAGAAUCUUAUGGAGCUACUCAUAAUGAUUGAUGCCUGCAGGAGAGCUUCAGCCAAAAAUAUUACUGCAGUCAUUCCAUAUUUUGGAUAUGCUAGAGCUGAUAGAAAGACACAAGGGCGUGAAUCCAUUGCAGCCAAGCUUGUAGCAAAUUUAAUUACUGAAGCAGGUGCAAACCGUGUUCUCGCUUGCGAUCUCCAUUCUGGGCAGGCCAUGGGCUAUUUUGAUAUUCCAGUUGAUCAUGUGUAUGGACAGCCAGUUAUACUUGAUUACCUUGCCAGCAAGACUAUUUGUUCAGAUGAUUUGGUAGUUGUCUCGCCUGAUGUUGGUGGUGUUGCUAGAGCACGUGCUUUUGCCAAAAAAUUAUCUGAUGCUCCUUUAGCUAUUGUUGAUAAAAGGCGACAUGGGCAUAAUGUUGCUGAGGUGAUGAAUUUGAUAGGUGAUGUAAAAGGAAAGGUAGCCGUGAUGGUAGAUGACAUGAUUGAUACAGCUGGAACCAUUGCCAAAGGUGCAGCACUAUUGCAUCAAGAAGGGGCAAGAGAAGUCUAUGCAUGCAGUACACAUGCUGUUUUCAGUCCUCCUGCUAUAGAAAGGUUGUCAAGCGGCUUGUUUCAAGAAGUCAUCAUAACGAAUACAAUUCCAGUGGCGGAACAGAAUUAUUUUCCACAGCUAACUGUCCUAUCAGUGGCGAACCUUCUGGGCGAGACUGUAUGGCGUGUUCAUGAUGACUGCUCAGUGAGUAGCAUAUUUCUGUAAAACAAUUUUGGUUGCAUAUAUGAUAUCUCACUGUACAUUUCAUCCCUCACAAUUUAAAUACUUGCAUGCUUGCAUUCGAUUUGUACAGUUGUAUUCUUCAGAUGACUUAUUUGUUAAUAGAUUAGUGUGUAAUUGUGUAUAACAGAAUUUCCUCAUUGAAUAAAUAUAUGCUGCUUUCCUUUGUUUAAAUUCUAUGUAUCCUUCAGUAAGCAACAACUUUUUGGGAAAAUUUCAUUCAUCUCCCCUUAUAAAACCAUAGAUUGACCUCCCUUAAGAUUUAAGUGGUUACCAACUCCUUACCCUUGUAGGACAUAUAAUACUAAUCUCAUUUUUAAGGGCGAUUAAUGUCAUUUAGACAAAUAAUGGGGGUCAAGAUAAAUUUCAUCAAUC